UAAAACCGAUCAGAAAUUAAUUACAAACAAAUCAUCGCACACCUGACACCUCCUUCUUCCUCUUCGAUCCCGAUCUCUCGCGCGGCCUCGCCAUGGCGGCGAUCUACAGCCUCUUCAUCAUCAACAAAUCCGGGGGCCUCAUCUUCUACAAGGAUUAUGGUUCCGCGGGGAGGAUGGACACGAACGAUAGCUUGAGAUUGGCGAGUUUGUGGCACUCGAUGCACGCGAUCUCGCAGCAGCUCUCCCCCAUCGUCGGAUGCACCGGGAUCGAGCUACUACAGGCCGAUACCUUCGAUCUCCACUGUUUUCAAUCCCUCACUGGAACAAAAUUCUUUGUCGUCUGCGAACCUGGCACGCAGCACAUGGAAGUUCUGCUAAAAGUUAUCUACGAGCUAUACACAGAUUAUGUUUUGAAGAACCCGUUCUACGAAAUGGAGAUGCCCAUCCGGUGUGAGCUUUUCGACCUCAACCUUUCCCAGGCAAUUCAGAAAGACCGCGUCUCCCUGCUCGGGAGAUGAACUUAAGGUUCCUGAGUCUUCCCUUUUCUUUGUUAUUGUUCUCAAAACUGAUAUAUAAGUUUCUGAUAUUUGGUUGGAUCCAGAGUAUUUAUUGUUUUGGAGAGUAGCAGAUACUAGAAAUUUCUUAUGUCUCGUUCGGAUAUCCCUUUUGUUGUUCUAGUUUGUAUGUUGAAAAUGAACUGUAAAACUUCUUCCAUUUGUAAUGAAGAACUCUCAGAUGAUCAGUUUCUCUGCACCAACCUCCGUGAAAGCUUUUCGGCAGUUUUGUGCCCGAUUGGCCACUGUGCUGUUUUUCCUUGCACAAUGAUGAACUUUAAUAUGUACAGAAGGAAAAUUCUAAUAAAGUUAUGAUCGUUGUACUUU
Molecule: messenger RNA, 881 nt
Organism: Ananas comosus (pineapple)
Lineage: Eukaryota; Viridiplantae; Streptophyta; Magnoliopsida; Poales; Bromeliaceae
Product: trafficking protein particle complex subunit 4
Exons: 3
Coding region: 93-518 (141 amino acids)
Biological process (GO): endoplasmic reticulum to Golgi vesicle-mediated transport
Cellular component (GO): TRAPP complex
Source: RefSeq, a predicted model, not a curated record